AUGAGUUGGGACAAGCUGGCCCGUUCGAAAGGGGAUGGAGGAAUGGGAUUUAGGGGCAUCAGCGAAUUCAACACCAGCCUGUUGGGGAAACAAUAUUGGUGUCUGUUAAAAGGGGAUGAUUCUUUAAUGGACAAAGUUUUUAAAUGGCGAUAUUACCCAAGGUGUUCCAUUUAUGAAAGUCAUGUGGGUUAUGCCCCCAACUAUGCUUGGCAGAGUAUCCUUAGUGCGAGAGAUUUGGUUAAAAAAGGGGCGCGUUGGAGAAUCGGUAAUGGCAAAAAGGUCAAGAUCUUAAAUGACUGUUGGUUGCCAAAUAAUCCCGGCUUUAAAUUUAUUGGCAGCACUAGGGGUUUUGAAGUUGAUUCUAAGGUUAGUGAUCUUGUUGACAAAUAUCUUUGUUAUUGGAAGAAGGACCUUAUAAGGAAUAGAUUUGAUCAUGCGGAGGCAAACAAUAUUUGUAGCAUUCCCCUUUCUGCUAGAAACCAGACACAUGCUUUAAUUUGGAAUUUUGAGAGAGACGGGGACUAUUCGGAAUACAAUCUCAAAAACCUAGAUGUGUUGGCUAAGAAAGGUUCACCUGUUACUUUGGUGUUAGAGUCCAUCCCCUCAGAGAUUACAAUUAUUCAAGUUGAUGUGCGCAUUUUCCCUAAUGGUUCUGUGGCUUUUGGUUGUGUUUUUAAAAACAGUGCUUCAUGUAUUUCUUUUAUGGAUAGCAAGAAAGAGCUCCUCAUGGUCCCUCCAGUUUUGGAUGAGAUUUUGGCAAUUAGAUGGUUCCCCAAUGUGGAGAUUGACUUAAAGAUGCUUGUUAGUUUGGGCAUCAGUUUAGGUCUAAAACUUGGUUUAAGGGUUAUCCGCUUGCGGAGCCUAGUGUAA
Vicia faba (fava bean) is the source of this 870-nucleotide messenger RNA. The record is from the annotation of a GenBank genome assembly. Lineage: Eukaryota; Viridiplantae; Streptophyta; Magnoliopsida; Fabales; Fabaceae.